AUGCCGGAUAGUCCGAAACUCGAUAAAGAAGCUGCCACAAAGUGGCUCGAAGCUUUUCACCGCGCGAGCGCUACUCUAGACGCCGACAAAUGGCUUGACGAGUUUAUGACCGAUGAUGUGGAAAUGCAAUAUGCCAAUAGCCCGGUGAUCAAAGGCGAUGAGGUGCGACUCAUGUUCAAGAAUGUACUCGGCCAGUUGGACAUCAUGACACAUGAGAUCCGUUACUUUGACUACGUCGCCCCUCGAAUUUAUCAAGCUGCGACCAUCCGAUAUCUCGUCAAAGGAGACAACCCGGAUACCGAUGUGAUCACAAUUCCAGGAUUUGCUGUCUUCGCUGUUCGGGAGGACGAUCUGGGGCGGGUUAAGUGCUACCGGGCAGAGACAUUCUUGGACCCUUCGGCCGUGUUUCAAAGGAUCGCUGAGAAAAACACCCAGCCAUAG
This is a messenger RNA of Penicillium nucicola, 441 nucleotides long. RefSeq lists its product as uncharacterized. NCBI's taxonomy places the organism in Eukaryota, Fungi, Ascomycota, Eurotiomycetes, Eurotiales, Aspergillaceae. The transcript has 2 exons. The coding region runs from base 1 to 441 and encodes 146 amino acids. The record is from RefSeq and is a predicted model, not a curated record.